UUACACACGGUUACAUCUGUAUAUGCUUGAUCAAUUCCUCAUUUCAUCCAUGUAUGUCGUUCAACAAAUGGAGGAAUAUAACAUAUAAAGAGUGAGUUUCCAUCAUGAGGUUUUCAAGCGUUUACAGUGUUUAUUGUCUGCUGCUGAUAGUUGUAUGUGUUCAUACACAGUCUACAAUAAAAGACAUCAGUCUAAAAGGCUAUUACAAGUGCUCACUUCACCCUUCAAAUCAAUUACGUCUUGAGUUGUUUGUAUAUGAUGUGAAUGCACAUGCGACAAGAUUGAAUGCCAUUGAUGCUGAAGAAGUGGAGAUCACAUCGUGUGUGAUAUCUGGUUCAGGAAAUAUAGUUUCCCCAUUUUACGUUACCUCUAAAAUCAACAUGAACGACGAUUCCGAAAUGAUAAAUAGUUGCGGUAUGACAAAGACUACUGUGAACGGGCAAAGGAUUUAUAACUGGCGGGUUAAAGCAUACAGCUACCCGAUUGAAUACUACCCUAACAACAUCGGCUUUAUCCUGACACUACAGUGUAACCCUAACGACCUUACAGAUGGACGAGUUGAAACGCUCGUUGAUAUUAACGUGGACAGUUUAUCUGUUUUCCCCGAAAAUCUGAUUGAUCUAACGGGUGUUAACACCAUUGCAAGAAACGCUAACAUAUACUACGUAGCAAAUUUGUACCCAGACGGAAGAUUGACAUCUACAGAACUAAAAGAUGCUAAGGGCUUUGCUCUAUAUAAUUGCUUUGCUAAGACAAACCCUGCCGACCCAACUGACGGACAAAAAUUCAUAGAUGCAAACGGAUGGGGGCCAGUGACGGGUGCAGCGUUUGCACCCACUACAUCGUUCAGACAAGUCACCAAUACUGGGAACCACAUCAAGCUUGAAGCUAAAUUUUCCACGGCGGUUUUGUUGGAUAACCGGGACACGAUCUAUUUCGAAUGUGCUGUGAGAAAAUGUACAGCAAUAAAUGAUCCCUGUUGUUUGGAUUAUUGUUCGGCCAGCAUAAACAACGAUUUAUGUCCAAGUAGUGUUAACACCGGUGUCACGUACUCAACAAGCUUCAAUGUUCAACAGCAACGAGCACUUCAGUUGUUCCCUGCGUCUACAACUGGAACUACGGCACUAACAUCCGUAAACUCUGGAAAUAACAUUCGAAUAACUGCUGUGACUGUUCCUAGCGGGAUAGACGGAGGUUCUGAUUUACGUGAUGCUAAAGGUUUCUACCUGUACAGCUGUACUUAUUCUACAAACGCAGCGAUGACAAACCCCACAACUUUCAUUGAUGCCAACGGAUGCCUUGUACCGAAUACAGAACUAACCCCAGUGUCAGACUUUGAGGCAGACGACACUUUAUCGUCACCAGACAGUAAAUUUGUUUUAUCGACAGGACAAAUAAUUGUUCGAAAAGUUGGCAACGCUGUCUAUAGGGUACGAUGUAAUACAGGCAAAUGUACUGUCGCAGGACACAACUUCUGCAAAAAGAGAUGUAGGGCAACAGAUAACAAUGUUAGCGGAAGUGCUAAGCUUGGUUAUAUUGGACAUAGUUUCACAUUGUCUGUGUUAGAUGUAGUGAACGUGCCAGCUUUAAAUAUGAAUCUACAAGGACCAAAUGGUCAAGCGUUGUCGAGAACAAGUGAUCCAGUCACUAUUGGAAACAAUGUCAACUUUGGUGCUGAAGUUACACCUGGUGGUACAGGACCGGCCAGUGCAGCUUUUGUAAAUGCAAAAGGUAUAUUCCUCCAUAGUUGCUAUGCAACACAGAAUAAUCAACGACGGAUGUUCAUUGAUGAGAAAGGUUGUUCAGUUGCAGGGUCGCCGUAUGAAACUUCUGAAAACUGUAAAGAUGUUACAGAAGUGGACGGGGUACCACCAUUUAAGAUAGACUGUGGAACAUUUACAGUCCCGGAUACCGGAGAUGUAGAACAGACCUGUAAUAUAAGCAUUUGUACAACGGAAAAUAAUAAAUUCUGCGAAAAUCGGUGCACUGCAGGAGAAAUUCAACCAGAUUCGAAUGUAGUUAACCCAAAUUUGUCAACUACCGCUGCAUUCCGAACUCAAGAUACCACCAGACCAAGAACAGCUGUCAAAUCUGAAGAGUUGCGGAACACCAUCGCCGCCGUGAGCGUCGUUUUAGCAGCUCUCAUUCUGCUUGGUGUAACAGUGGGAACGUGUAUUAUUGUUAACAAGCAGAAAUCCCUAGCUAAACGUAAAACUGGAUGGCAGACGAUACAAUUAUUACUAAAUAUAGACCUGUUUGGCUAAAAUCAUGUUUCAUUAUACUCAAUAUGUAUAUUUGAUAAUGUAUGGUUAUAAUUAUAUAACAUCUCACUAGUAAUUUGAAUGAAGAAUGUUGUUGUAUAUUGAUUGUCAUAAAGGAUAAAUGUACAAAAAACUUCUAAGAACAAUAUUUCAGAUACAAUAUUUCAAAAACAAUAAUGUCUUACAAUAUUGUAUUACUUGUUCCUGUAGUUUUGGUCAUUAUACAGACAGGAAUUAAAAAAAACAUUUAUUAAAUCAAAAAUUAUUUGAAUAAAUAACACCAAGACCAUAAGAAUUUCCUUAAAGUAUUGUUGAAGUUAUUUUAAGAUAAUUAUUAAAUACAUUUAUUCAGGAUUGCAAUUCUAUAGCUAGAUAUUAUUAAAAUAGUUAUCCUUAAA
Molecule: messenger RNA, 2659 nt
Organism: Ruditapes philippinarum (Manila clam)
Lineage: Eukaryota; Metazoa; Mollusca; Bivalvia; Venerida; Veneridae
Exons: 18
Coding region: 105-2264 (719 amino acids)
Source: RefSeq, a predicted model, not a curated record